Messenger RNA from Fomitopsis serialis, 1070 nucleotides. RefSeq lists its product as uncharacterized. Lineage: Eukaryota; Fungi; Basidiomycota; Agaricomycetes; Polyporales; Fomitopsidaceae. The record is from RefSeq and is a predicted model, not a curated record. Bases 1 to 945 code for a protein of 314 amino acids. The transcript has 2 exons.
AUGUCUCCGACCAACUGGCCGCGAAGCGUCGAGACCAAGCACGACCAGGAGAUGACGCAUAUCCGUCGUCUCGGCGCAGAGCUCUUGGACCAUGAGCUCGAAGCUCACCAUCAUCCAUUCCUCCAGAGUUCCUUGGAUUGGGCGGGCUUACGAACUUCCGCAAAUGGGCCUAGCGGCUAUCGUAUCAAGUCGGUUGCGCAGUUUUUGAUGUCAAUUCCUCCCGACGCUUUCGAUGUCCCGGACAUUACAGACAGGCGCACGAGAAGCAUGGCGCCGGUGGUGGGAUUGGGCUAUGAAUCGAUCUCCGGCUUCAGCGCAGCCUCAACCCAAUCCGCGAUUUCCACUCACGCGUCGGCUGCAACUACCGGUACUGAGCGCCGCGACAGGGAUCGUCGGAGGACUCCCGAUUAUGCCACACUCCUGACGCCGAAUGACCCCUCAAAGCCAUGGCAGCGGCUCCUCUUUAUCCAUGAGCUCAAGCCCUAUGGUGACCGGUUCCAGCGGCCGGGCGAGCCCACAAGGCUUGUCGACCCAGCUGACUUGGAUAUGGCGUUCUCGGACAUGCGAGCGCAAGUCUCGGAACAGGCGCAACUAGCUCUCUGGACUUUCAAGGAGCAUACGUUUGUGUACGUCAUGUGCCACAUCGGCAUUCACUUCAUGGUCAUCAAGUAUGGGCGAAAAAAGGCCCACCGUGGCGCGCCGAGCGGGUCAGCCGUCACUGCAUUGUACAAGAGCAAGGUCUAUAUGCUCCUGAACGAGGAGCACACCGACUUCAGCAUCGAAUUCAAGCGGUGGUGGACGACCGCAAAAAAUAGUGCUUGUGGUGGUCUGCAGCUACGUAAGGAGAGACCCCAACGUCAAAAUGCUGCCAAUUCUUCCGCUACGGUCGACGGAGAUGGUGGCAUUGCUGCCGCUGGGGGUGGUGACAAUCCGGUGCAAGUGUAGUGUGUUGUACAUUACAGUUUCUUUGACAGGUUUCCCGAAGUGUUCUGUUUCAUUUUUACGCCCGCAAAUACGUAUUCACUAAACAGCAGAGCGACGAUGUAUUAUAAUUGCCGAUUUUCCUCGAG